AUGGUCGUGCUACUUGUUUUUGGAGGAGGACCAAACCGGGAAUCGCCUGGUUUGCAGUAUUGGAAGCACCCAAGUCCUAUCAACGAGUAUAUGAUUCCUGGCCAUUCUGGCUACCUAAGUACCUUUAUUGCUACCGUCUGUUUUCCCGUGUUUGCAUUCGGCUUUGCCCCAGAACUUCCUAUCGUCGCCGGUGGAGGGAUGCAGUCCCCGACGCAAUCGACCAACCACAGGAAACGGUACUUCUACAGACUCGUACUUUUGUACAUCCUCGAAGCUUCUGCCAUCAGUGGGAUUCUCCCCGAGUGA
Aspergillus pseudonomiae is the source of this 306-nucleotide messenger RNA. RefSeq lists its product as uncharacterized. Gene Ontology annotation, molecular function: amino acid transmembrane transporter activity. Gene Ontology annotation, biological process: amino acid transmembrane transport. Bases 1 to 306 code for a protein of 101 amino acids. The transcript has a single exon. The record is from RefSeq and is a predicted model, not a curated record. NCBI's taxonomy places the organism in Eukaryota, Fungi, Ascomycota, Eurotiomycetes, Eurotiales, Aspergillaceae.